CAUCAAUAUACCAACUAAGCUUUUAACACUCCGAGUCUCUGACUCAGCGAGAUACUUUUCACUUUUGAUUGCUUCACCGAGAAGGGAGCUUCUGCAAUCUGCACUCGCCGCGACCAUUUUCCGAUGGAUCUAACGACGACGCGGCAGAGGCGCCCACUCCUAACCGGCUCUUCUUCAUCUUCACCAAAGCCAUACUCGAAGACUGAUAAACCCGGCCGAUCUGACGGCGGAGACGCGGAGGAUCGCGGCCUCGGGUGGUUCUUGCCGUUUAUAGCGCUAUGCUAUCUCCGUUACAUGAGCGCGACUUCUAACAUCGUUCACGACUGCGACGAAGUAUUCAACUACUGGGAGCCUCUCCAUUACCUUCUCUACAAGUCAGGAUUUCAAACCUGGGAAUACAGUUCCAACUUUGCUCUUCGCUCCUACUUAUACAUUCUCUUCCAUGAAUUGGCUGGGCGGCCUGCUGCUUGGUGGUUUGGUGAUGACAAGGUUAGAGUUUUCUAUGCGGUGAGACUUUUUCUCGGGCUGGUUUCUGCAGUGUCAGACACUGUCCUGGUUGUUGCGAUCUCCAGAAAGUACGGGAAGCGUCUCGGGACGUAUGCAGUUGCUAUGCUCUGCUUAACUAGUGGCUGCUUCUUUGCUAGCACCAGUUUCCUCCCCAGUUCGUUCUCUAUGUAUGCCAUGAGUCUCUCUUCUGGUUUGUUGCUUUUCGAGAAGUAUGCCAUGGCUGUUGCAGUUUCAGUUGUUGGUGUGAUUCUUGGCUGGCCGUUUUCUAUCCUGGCCUUUUUACCUGUUGUUAUUUACUCUCUGGCUAAGAGAUUCAAGCAAGCGUUUAUCUCUGGCGCUGUCACCUCUAUUUUCGUCCUUGGACUCUCAGUACUUGUGGAUUACUAUUACUACAAGAGAUGGACAUCUUCGGUUUUGAAUCUCUUGGUGUACAAUGUCUUAGGGGGUGGAGAAAGCCAUCUCUAUGGAACUGAAGGACCGUUGUUUUAUAUAAGAAAUGGUUUUAACAACUUCAACUUGUGUUUCGUUUUGGCAAUCUUGUUCAUCGCACUAUAUCCUGUUAUCAGAAGAAAGUAUGACCGUUGCUUGCUUGUUGUGAUUUCGCCAAUGUAUGUUUGGCUGGCGUUCAUGUCACUUCAGCCCCACAAAGAAGAAAGGUUCCUUUAUCCAAUAUACCCUCUUAUAUGUGUUUCUGCUUCUGCUGUUAUUGAAAACAUCCCUGAGCUGUUCCGAGAAAAGUAUAGCACACGCGAAAAUCUUCUGGUGACAAUAACCAAAUACCUCCGACCUGUGAUCCUUGGUAUUAUCUUAUGUGCUUCACAUGCUCGCACAUUUUCUAUAAUUAAUGGCUAUUCCGCUCCCUUAGAGGUCUACAAGCUGCUGGAGCACCACGAUGAUGCUGGACCAGGUUCGGUUCUGUGUGUGGGAAGCGAAUGGCAUCGAUACCCAUCAUCGUUUUUCGUGCCUGACUACAUUAGCGAAGUACGUUGGAUCGAUGAUGGGUUCCGGGGUCUUCUUCCAUUCCCAUUUAACAAUACACUUGGAGGCACCGCAGCAUCACCUCCAUACUUCAACAACAAGAACCAAGCAUCUGAUGAACAAUUUUUAAAGAACAUCGAAAGUUGCACAUUCCUCAUUGAGUUGCAGCUAAGCAGACCGUAUCCGUAUCGAGGCAGCGACUUAUCAACAUGGGAGGCGAUUGCUGUGCUACCAUAUCUGGACAGAGAGCUAUCGCCAGCAAAGUAUAGAUCGUUCUUCAUCCCAUACAAGUGGCAAGAGAAAAACGUGUUCGGCAAAUACGUAAUACUAAGAAGAGUACCAAAAUGAUAUCGUCUUUUGAAAAACUUUGUAGACGGAUGACUUUAAACUCAGUUGAUUGGCCAGUUUUGAGCCGAAUGUAAUAUAGCUAGUAACUGAUCUGUAUUGUCUUUGUAGAAGGAAGAAGAUCAUGUUGUUGAGGUUGACACUAAUGAAUUAUGAUUCUUCCGUGCAACGUUUGAUUCUU
Brassica oleracea var. oleracea is the source of this 2011-nucleotide messenger RNA. RefSeq names its product dol-P-Man:Man(6)GlcNAc(2)-PP-Dol alpha-1,2-mannosyltransferase. Gene Ontology annotation, molecular function: alpha-1,2-mannosyltransferase activity. Gene Ontology annotation, cellular component: endoplasmic reticulum membrane. NCBI's taxonomy places the organism in Eukaryota, Viridiplantae, Streptophyta, Magnoliopsida, Brassicales, Brassicaceae. The coding region runs from base 124 to 1833 and encodes 569 amino acids. The record is from RefSeq and is a predicted model, not a curated record. The transcript is spliced from 10 exons. Gene Ontology annotation, biological process: protein N-linked glycosylation.